AUGCAAAUGUCAGAAAAGCGAAACACCCUCUCUCCCAAGUCAGAGAAGGGGAAGCGACGGCUCUCAGGUUGGGACAAUAUUAUCUGGAAGAUGAAGAAGAAACAGAACGCUUUUCCCCCCUCCUUCCUCCUCACCCGUAUCAAUCGGAGGAGAGAAAUCCCAAGGUCUACAAAGGCGCGGCGCUCGGACUAUAAAACACAACAAAUCAUAAACCCGGCGGAGCAGCAGCGGCCGAGCGCGCCUCCCCUCCCAAUGAGUUCCUAUUUCGUGAACUCCACCUUCCCCGUCACUCUGGCCAGCGGGCAGGAGUCCUUCCUGGGCCAGCUACCGCUCUACUCGUCGGGCUAUGCGGACCCGCUGAGGCACUACCCCGCGCCCUACGGGCCCGGGCCCGGCCAGGACAAGGGCUUUGCCGCUUCCUCCUAUUACCCGCCCGCUGGCGGCGGCUACGGCCGAGCGGCGCCCUGCGACUACGGGCCGGCGCCGGCCUUCUACCGCGAGAAGGAGUCGGCCUGCGCGCUCUCGGGCGCCGAAGAGCCGCCUCGGUUCCACCCUGAGCCGCGGAAGUCAGACUGUGCGCAGGACAAGAGCGUGUUCGGCGAGGCGGAGGAGCAGAAGUGCUCCACCCCGGUCUACCCGUGGAUGCAGCGGAUGAAUUCGUGCAACAGUUCCUCCUUUGGGCCCAGCGGCCGACGCGGCCGCCAGACCUACACGCGCUACCAGACGCUGGAGCUGGAGAAAGAGUUUCACUACAAUCGCUACCUGACGCGACGGCGGCGCAUCGAGAUCGCGCACGCCCUGUGCCUGACCGAGCGGCAGAUCAAGAUCUGGUUCCAGAACCGGCGCAUGAAGUGGAAAAAGGAGAGCAAACUGCUCAGCGCGUCUCAGCUCAGUGCCGAGGAGGAGGAAGAAAAACCAGCGGAGUGAAGGCGUUGGAAAGGGAGGGGGGACGCGAAGGGAGCGGCCUGUGGGGAGCCGAGGGCCUCGGAGAGCCCCGAGAAGGCUCUGCGGGCGGGGGACCCGGGGGACCUGCUCUCUAGCGCACGACACGUGCGGGGGGACCCAGCGCUCUCUGGACGCCCCCGCCCGCAGAGCUCUCAUUGGGUGCUGGGAGGCCCUGCCGCCUGAGCCCACCCAGCACCCUGAGCGCCCCCUCCAUCCCUGCGGGACCCGCUUCAGCCCCAUCAGGCUCCCCUGUGAGAACUGAGGACCGGACUCACUUGAUGUUUCCUGGAAGCAGAGCAAAAUGCUCUUGUCCGUGUCGCGUCUCAUUUCGUCCAUGUCCCCGGUGCACGGUUCAAUGGUAGAUUCGCAGUCCCCUCAGCGGGGGCCUCGAAGACUCCCUGACCCCAGACCUCUCUCCCACCCCCUCCCUAAAGCCACUGGAAGGAGCACAUA
Messenger RNA from Prionailurus viverrinus (fishing cat), 1398 nucleotides. RefSeq names its product homeobox B6 (gene HOXB6). Gene Ontology annotation, biological process: regulation of transcription by RNA polymerase II; anterior/posterior pattern specification. Lineage: Eukaryota; Metazoa; Chordata; Mammalia; Carnivora; Felidae. The coding region runs from base 1 to 927 and encodes 308 amino acids. The transcript is spliced from 3 exons. The record is from RefSeq and is a predicted model, not a curated record. Gene Ontology annotation, molecular function: RNA polymerase II cis-regulatory region sequence-specific DNA binding; DNA-binding transcription factor activity, RNA polymerase II-specific. Gene Ontology annotation, cellular component: nucleus.